Messenger RNA from Pseudo-nitzschia multistriata, 3305 nucleotides. The record is from the annotation of a GenBank genome assembly. NCBI's taxonomy places the organism in Eukaryota, Bacillariophyta, Bacillariophyceae, Bacillariales, Bacillariaceae.
CUAAAAACUACUUACUUCACUGUACUGUACUGUACGGUACUGUACUGUAUUUCUUAGAUCACUUCCCUGUACGAGUACGGUACGUACUAUCGUACCGCAUUUGUGCUCUGCUGCAGAAUACAGUUAGUAGAGAAGUCAGAAUUAAUUCUUUCUUCCGAUACGAGUACCGGUACGUACGAAGUCACGUACUUUCAAAUAAUUCGAGUUUCCCAAGUUUACAGCUCAGUAUUGACUUUUGUUCAUUUUUUUCUUCGUUUUUCUCACAAAUCCAAAUCUUCCUCAUUUCAAAAUCUAACCGUCGAACAGAACGAAACUGCAACAGUUUUCAAAGAGAAAGCACAAUGAAAGCAUCGAUGAAAAAUAAAAUACCGACGAUGUCGAAAUUGAUCGCGACGUCAAUAGUACUAAUUUCGGAACCGGCUUACGCAUUCAGAUCUUCGACAAUACCAAGUCCGACAAUUGUAAAAUCGUUCGAAUCUAUAAACCCAACUUCGCAAUCUAUUGUUGUUGUGAAAAAGAGAGCGAGUCAGGAGAUACCGAAGUAUGAUCUAGGGAUCGGGAAAAAUAGACCUGUAGGGAGUCAGAAUGGCAUCAUCGAGGAGGAUUCAUUGGUGGAUAGCCGACUAGAUCCGACGCAGUUCUUAAUAGAGCACGAGUCGGUACGGCCAUACCCUUCCCCUCUAAAUUUGACAAAGAAUGAUGUAGAUCGAAAAGACCCGAAAAAUCACAAACGAAAGAAUCUCCCAACAGUUCAACACAUCCGACAUGCAAAAGAUGUCUUGCACAUUCAAAAUCCCAAUUGCAUUGGGAGCAAUAACAGUGACAAUGACAACAGCAUACGCUUGUGUCUCCCAAUUAUUGCUCCGAUAAAUGAUUUCUCUACUGAGAGUAACGAACCAGUAGCAAAGCUCGACGUAAACACAAUAUGGGUUGAAAUGAUGCUGUACCAUGAACAAAGCAAAAUGCUGUGAUAUCAGCAAAUAAGAAAUACAAGUAAUGAUAAUAAUAAUGUAUCGGUACGACGUAACAGGAACAUGAAAAAACAAAAAUCAAAACGAAUCGGUCUUCGUUACCCAGCAACUUCAUGGCUAUUUGGUACAAGUACUUCUAUUAUCUAUUACUCUACCGGUACUUUACCUGGUACCGUACCGUACGUACGAUACUGUAAUUCAUUCUGAAUAAAUUACGGUACGUACGGUACCUAGUACGUAAUUCGUAAAAAAAUAAAGUUCCGCGCUUUCAGGAUUCAGUUGACUAGAUCGAUCCAAAUUAAUAGUAGCAGAGUAGUUGUACCGGUUCGUACCUCAUUGUAUUCCUUGAAUGAACGAAGCAAUACGAACUCCUACGUACGUACGAAGUACAGUACAAUUAUUGUGGCUUUUGAUAUUGUAACACGUCAGCUGACCGUUCGUAGCAGGACAGCUUUGAUUGGACGUCACAAAAACUUUUGGCGUUCGCUCAAGUUUCAGGUUUUAGUUUCCAUCUAGAUUUUCACCGUUAUAUCAUUGAAGAAUACCGGUACCACGGUGCGUGUGAAGUCCUCAGUUCACGUUUACGAUGGCACUGACACCAUGAAAUGUGAUUUACGAUAACCAUUCACCAUCAAAGGAAUUCAAAUUCAACUCGAAUUUCUUUUUGAUAAUCAUCUGUACACAAUUGAAAAUCAGAAACGUGAAGUCACCAUGAUUCGAAAGAUUUCAGAUGCUGUGGCAUCGAUUCUGAUGUGCCUGGCAUUAGUUCUCACAUCAAUAGAUUCCUUAACGCCGAUAAAAUCUUCUUUAAGAAGGUUACCGAAAAAGACAGUUCGUAGGGAGAACAGAAUAGAAUGUGCUUCCUCGAGAAGGUAUGGUCAUAUGCUAUCUUCUUCCCGACUUUUUUCGGACUUUUCCUCCCACCCAUAUUCAGUGUAUUACGGUGCAAGCGGUUCCACGGCAAAGCAAAAUUUUAGUCAAAACGAUGAUAUUAACGAUGUCUAUGGAUAUGGCCCCGACGACCGAGGCGACGACGAACCGUAUCUCAACCCUGAAACCCGAUUGCGCUCCAUGCAAGACGGCGCGCGCCUUAGUGGGCGUCGUGGUGCUACUGUAUUUGGUAAGCGAUACGAGGGUAUACCUGAUAAUCUUCCCCAUCCAAGAGAUGAAUUCUUCCGUGGUGAUCCACAAAUGGUGGGUGGCAGAGAUCCAUAUUUCAAUGACGACGGAUACAUGAUGGAAAAUCCUGAAUACAUGGAAGAUCCCGACGUUCACCCGGAGGAUCUCAUGUACGAGCGCGAAAAUCUGAAAGGUGAUCUCGAUGAUGAGAUUCUUGAUGAAAUGCAUCUCCAACCUCGCCACGACAUGAACGGUAUUCCCGAACCCAUCAACGAAUUUCGAGAUCUACAGUAUCCGAUUGACAACGCCAUGGCCCCAAUUCAGACCAUGUCGAUGGGAAGGGAUCAAGGUACGAGCGGUGUGGUCGAUGAGGUUAUGACCGAACUCAAGAACAUGCAGCAAACUGUCCUAUCUUUGCAAACCGAACCACAACAAGUGAGGGAAAGCGAGAACGAGAACGGAGCACCUUCACAUACUGCCAACUCAGAAGUUCUGAUCAAUGGAGAUUCUACUGCUACUGCCACUGCAAACACAGAUCCAGUAAGUAUCGAACAUGUAAUAACCAAUUUGGAAAACAUGCAGAAAGCGUUUCAGACACAAGGCGUCGACGAGGACCGUCAUGGCACUGUUUCGACUGAAAGUUUUGGUAGCAAUGCGCCGACCGGCGAAGCCUUACAACCAGUACAAACAGACAGAGGUAAUGGCGGUUUGUCGAAUGAUGAAGUUUUGCAACAACCAUCAUCAACAACAAAUAGGGAUGAUACCGAGUCAUCCAACACGCAGCAAUCGCCCAACUGUGAAGUUAAUUUUAAAUGGCCUUCACAGGAAAGAAUAAGCUCAGCCGUUGGUACUAUAGAAGCAGCUGACGCAGCUCGAUUUUUGAGUGGUGAAUAUGUAGUUGUCAUCAAUGCAGAGUUGAAGCGAAAGAGUGAUGUUGGGGGGAUAGAUGAUCAGGGUGGACAAGAUAUGGAUGGGGGAAACGACAGUUCGGAGGGGGGGAAUCCACCUUUUUGUGGUGAAACUUUCGGUAGUAGAUAUCUAUAACUGCCUUCACUUGAUUAUGCCAUCUCUGGACGUUCGCGUUGUCCGCUUCGUUGCAGUGAUUGGCGAGAAAAAUACGAUGAGAGGGAAGGAAAGAACGACGUUGAAUAAAAUUGUACCAUAAUGUUGUUUAGAAACUUAUUUUAAUUGCGAAAAUAACUAAAAUCAACGUAU